AAAAGUCCUUGUAGCCAGUGUUUAGAUCUUAUGAACUCCAUAAACAGCUGGAGUGAUCUUUUCUUAUAUUUCUUGGGAAGCAUUCGGAGUGAGGAAUAAAUACAAGCAAAAGUUCUGUUGUGGUGAAGAAUGCAGAGAGGAGGUUUACCAAAACAUAAACUACCAUAACCACGGGUGAGAAAAGAAGAUUUCCAUUAGCAAAAAGAAAGAAAGGGAAGUGACAAUGGGCCGAAAGAAGAUACAGAUUACCCGCAUAAUGGAUGAGAGAAACAGACAGGUGACGUUCACGAAGAGGAAGUUUGGUCUGAUGAAGAAGGCGUAUGAGCUCAGUGUUCUCUGCGACUGUGAAAUAGCCCUGAUUAUCUUCAACAGCUCCAACAAGCUCUUCCAGUACGCCAGCACGGAUAUGGACAAAGUCUUGCUGAAAUACACAGAAUAUAAUGAACCACACGAGAGCAGAACCAACUCUGACAUUGUGGAAGUGCUGAGCAAGAAGGAACACAGAGGUUGUGACAGCCCAGAUCCAGAAUCUUCAUAUGUCCUCACGCCUCACUCGGAGGAGAAAUAUCAGAAGAUUAAUGAAGAGUUUGACAAUAUGAUGAGAAAUCAUAAAAUUCCGGCUGCUUUGGGUCACCAGAGUCACUCCAUGCCUUUGACUUUGGCCGUCCCCAACCCCGCCACUUCCUACAGUACAGACAGCUCCCUGGACACCCCAGUGUCCCUCAGCGGGGCGAACAUACUGUCUCUGUCCUCCAACGGCUUCCAGAGCACCAACAGCACUGCUGUCAUGGGUCAGGAUCUACAUCAUUACCAUACAUUUUUUAAUGCUAUUACCAUCCUAAUUCCAGUGAGGAACUAUGCUUUAAGGAAUCGGUCUCAUGGUAUACCAGGUUCCUCAGACGUCCCACUUCCAAAUGGUGUGCACUCCAGUCAUGUGGCGAAUGGCUUCGUCGGUGGCUCGGAAGGAAGUAGAAUGGGGAAAGUCGUUUCUGCAAAACCUCAAGCCUCGUCCACAGUGGGCCUCAAAUCUGAUCUGAGAGUGCUCAUUCCUCCUGCGUGCAAGACCAGCGCUUCUUCCCUGCUGCCAGAAGAAGGAGAGGAGCAUUUGAGAAUAGACAAUUCUCAGUCCAGCCAAUCACUGGCCACACCUGUGGUAUCCAUGGCAACCCCCAGUCUGCAUCCCCAGGGCUUUGUGUACUCUGCCAUGACCUCAUCAUUCAGUACAGAUUUUGCCUUGAGCAGUGCAGAGGCCAGUUCUUUACACGGCUUCAGUUCAUCAGACGAUGUCACAUCCGGUCCGGGGUCUUCGUGGAAACACAGCCAACAUAGUCAGCCAGGGUUCAGUGCUCAGAGAACCACACAACCUCAAGUUCAGGCCUCUGACUCUUCCACCGUCUCCAUCAGCAUCAAAUCAGAGCCCGUCUCCCCCCCCAGGCACCCGGUGUACCCCACCGUCCACACCAGGCCGCGGCCCAACUCCACACAGGAAGUGGGCCGUUCUCCUGCCGACAGCUUCAGCUCUUCUGGGAGCUCAUAUGAGGGCAGUGACCGUGAGGACCAGCGGCUGGACUCUCACACGGCCACCGCUACAUCAGCACAGGGCACUAGAUCAUCGCCCGAGAUGGAGAACUCAGUCAAACGCAUGCGCACAGACAGCUGGGAAACUUCACAGUGAAUGGCUCUUUAAACAAGGCAAAUUUCUGUCGACAGAUAUGCAGACUGCUGCUCUAUCACGUUUUGUGCAACAAACAAUGCGAAUACGCCUUUAAAGCAGCAGUGAAAGUUAUUGUAAAUGUGUGCAGGUGUUUGUAUUGUUUUAAAAUUUAAAUUUUCAUAUUGUUAAAGAUCUAAGUUAUGAAGUGUCUUACACUUAUUUUUUUGUCAAUAGAGGAUUAGCCUUGCUGCAUUAUUUGCAGUAUAUUAUUUUUACAAGUGUGUUUUUUUAAUCCUUUGUGUUUUUAUCUGAAUCCUCAAUCAAAAGCGUAUAAAUAUUGAUUGGGAGUUG
Molecule: messenger RNA, 2005 nt
Organism: Rhinichthys klamathensis goyatoka
Lineage: Eukaryota; Metazoa; Chordata; Actinopteri; Cypriniformes; Leuciscidae
Gene: mef2ab
Product: myocyte enhancer factor 2ab
Exons: 12
Coding region: 224-1675 (483 amino acids)
Biological process (GO): positive regulation of transcription by RNA polymerase II; heart development; cell differentiation
Molecular function (GO): RNA polymerase II cis-regulatory region sequence-specific DNA binding; DNA-binding transcription factor activity, RNA polymerase II-specific; histone deacetylase binding
Source: RefSeq, a predicted model, not a curated record